UGUUGAACAGGUUGAUUUGCAAAAAUGAGCCAUAAGGCUGUCUUGUGGGAGCUUGCUGUGUACAAAUGAGCUAUCUGACCACUUCGGAAAUUGGUGGUAAUGAAAAGGCCUCUCUGAUUUGCAAUUUUAAAAAAAAAAGUCUGCCAGCUCACCCCCGUUACAGCCCUUCUCAUUGGCUGGAAAGCUCUUUCGUCGUGCAAUGUCGCCACAGAAAUGUAAUUUUAACUUUGUAAGCAUAUGCCAAACUUGCCAGGCUCGAUCUUUUGAUGCUGCCGUGGGGGAGUAUACAAACCGCGACUUGCAGCCGCGUAUGUACGGCACAUUACUCAAAACAUAUGGCUUUUCUCAAAGGCGAACUCUCACAUGGAAGGAGACUGCGGGCAGGGUUGUUCCAGUCCCAGCACUUGACUGUGUGAAUUUCAGCCCUUGUCUUCUUUCGGGAAUUAAUGGAUUUUUGCUGGGGCAUCAACUUGUGAUCUAGCUCAAACCCUUCAUCCCUCCCAACUUACAUCAGGAGGACUUUUGAGGAUCAGAGUGGAGUGCAUCUGGAGUGUGGACUUUUUUGGAGAGUUGCUGUUCUCUAGACGCUAUGAUGUGGCAAGGCACAGGACCACGGGGCUGAGAGAAGAUUUCAAAGGAACUUGAACCUUGUUUGAUUGCUGUCAUUUGGCUGAUUGAAAGCUCCAAGCGUUUGUGAGCCAGGAUUACCUUUUGCAGAAGAAGGGGUUGCCUCCAGCAGGGACACUGUGAAUAUCCCAGACCUCAAUAUGAAAGCCCCUCAGAGGAGCCCUGGCAGGGCAGAACAGAUGCUAGGAGCCAUGGCAGAUAUGUUGACAUCUUUUGCUAUACCCAGCCAGCAGUGGCUAUCAGAUCCGUGUGAAGUGACAGCAGAGCUGACGGAACGUGAGACCCUCAGUCCUGAGGGAGCGCAUUCAGGAGAAAGCAGAGAGGCCAAGAAUGAACCAGGAGACCCCGAGACUGAUUGGGCCCUGCCAGAUGCAGCUGCUGCCCAGGGCUGUCCUGGGGCUUCAAGUCUAACAAGUGCUGCUAUUUUUUCUGACUUCCCCAGCUCGCUUGCAACAGAAUGCUCUUUCCCAUUUGGUGAAGAAUCGUACUCAGUGACGGGAAGCGAUGGCAGCAUCUCCACCUCAGUGGCCUCGAUCCAGCCACAGCCCUCCACCAGUUCGGCUCCCAGCUCGCCGAGCUCCAAGCGGUCGGUGAGCACCUUGAAGAAAUGGCUGACCAGUCCAGUCCGCAAGCUCAGCAGCGGCAAGAUCGACCGGCAGGUGAAGAAACUGGAAAGCAAACCCAAGAAGGCGGAACGAAGGAAGAGCGUCGAUGAGCGACGGAGGAGCAUCGACCUGGGGAUAGUCAACAAAGGGAGUGAAACUCAAGACACGAAAGGCUGGAAGGAUGGAUCACUGAGCCGCAGAUUAUCCCGAGAUGAACAAACACCAGCUGUGAUUCCGGAGUCACCGACAGCGCUUACUGACAUCCCAAAGAAGGAGAUGGAAGAACAGGAUGCUGCAGUGCAGAGUCCCAUCACCCUCUCUGUUCAGGAUGGUGCUGUGGGAUCAUUGGCUCACCCUCCAAACGGAUUGUCACAGUCACUGAUCACAUCGAUAGACACUGAGGAAGAAAAGAGGAGUGCCUUAGAAAAGAGUAUGUAUGUACUACAAGAACUUGUAGAAACAGAAAAAUUAUACGUGACCGACUUGGGUUUUAUAGUGGAGGGCUACAUUGCAACAAUGAAUGAAAAAGGAGUCCCUGAAGACAUGAAAGGGAAAGAUAAAAUAGUAUUUGGGAACAUUCAUCAGAUCUAUGAAUGGCACAAGAACUAUUUCUUAGCAGAGCUGAAGAAAUGCCUGGAGGAGCCAGAGAGACUAGCCGAGCUCUUCAUAAAACAUGAAAGACGGUUACACAUGUACGUGGUUUAUUGCCAGAAUAAACCUAAAUCAGAGCAUAUCGUCUCCGAGUACAUCGACACCUACUUUGAAGAGCUGAAGCAGCAACUAGGCCACAGGCUUCAGCUGAAUGACUUACUUAUCAAACCCGUUCAGAGAAUCAUGAAGUACCAGCUUCUAUUGAAGGAUUUCUUGAAGUAUUCGAAGAAAGCUGAGCAGGACACCACUCUGUUAGAGCAAGCUGUGGAGGUGAUGUGCUUCGUGCCUAGACGAUGUAAUGAUAUGAUGAACGUAGGACGCUUACAGGGCUUUGAGGGAAAAAUAACAGCUCAGGGAAAACUUCUUCAGCAGGACACCUUCCACGUGAUCGAACAGGAUGCUGGCUUCCUAUCGCGCAGUAAAGAGCGGCGAGUUUUCCUCUUUGAACAAAUAGUAAUCUUCAGUGAGCCACUGGAUAAGAAGAAGGGCUUUUCACUGCCAGGUUAUCUCUUCAAGAACAGUAUUAAGGUUAGCUGCCUGGGCCUUGAAGACACUGUGGACAACGACCCUUGUAAAUUUGCCUUGACCUCACGUGGGACAGAUGGGAAUGUGGUGCGAUACGUCUUACAAGCUACUAAUCCGGAAAUCCAGCAGGCCUGGGUUUCAAACGUUAGUCAGAUCCUGGAAACGCAACGUAACUUUUUGAAUGCUCUGCAAUCUCCGAUUGAAUAUCAAAGGAGGGAAAACAAAUCCAACAGCUUGGGAAGACCCCGCGAUGCCAGGACAGCACUCUCCAUCUCAGCUGGCAUGAGGCCCCAUUCUUCUGCAUCCAUGGACAGGAACCAGUUUCCCUCAAUGAAGGCCUACAACACCUCACUGCCAACAUUGUUUCUCCCGCCCAGCAGGACUGGCAGUGCCACCCUGGAAACAAAUCAGCUGCCAUGUCAUGGGAAGGAUACCCAAGAUGGAAAUUCUACCAAGGUUGACACCAACGGUCACAAGCAUAGGAGCCAAGACAAGCUGGACAAGAGCAAGCAAUAAAGUAGCUUCUUGGUUUUUCUCUUCUGUUUGCUUAGAGGAAGUUAGGUUCAGGAGCGCACAGUGUGGGUCAGCUCCCCGUUUUUAAUUCUUCACCCACGAACCCAAUUUGCUGAAGGUUUGGCAAACUUUGGCACCUUGCAUCAAUUGUGCACCUUUAGCCCAAGGGUUGUGCUCCGGGACAACCAACUCCGAGUCAUGGAAAAUCAAGGGUAUUGUGCUGCCAUUGUCAUGUCACCUGGGUGUACGUUUUUAUGAUGGCUUGUCUGAAGGUCCUCAGUUGUUCUGAAUCAAUAAGUGUCCCUCUGUGGAACACCCAAACCCUGGCUGCUACCGAAGGACUGACUGGCAGGGUCCUUCUGUAGAGGGGGGAUGUCUCCGAUUUGAGAUUUUGAAAGGGCAUUCUGCUGAGGGAUUUCAAUUCAGUCAAAGGAUUGAAAAUCACUUGUAUCCUGUAACGCUGAAAUGGACCAUCCUGAUCACUUAAGGAGCUUUUUGUGUUAUUUUCAAAAUAUCCACAAGGAGUCACAAACGCCAAUACUCCAAGCAACAUCCAUGUCUGACAACACUUCAUCCCAUUAAUCGCCCUGUGCCUUUCCCAUAGAACUGAAACAGUGGAAUCAUAGCUGUUGCAUUGUCGUUGAACAAUCAAUCCAUCCAUGUAACAUCUGACAGCUCCAGAAUAUCCUUGCUUCAUCACUCUGCACUGGUGAUAUCACAACGUCAGGAAGAUUUGUGCCCAGUUCAAUAUUUCCUGGCAGAUUGCACAAUGCUUUUGACUUCUGGAAUUGGUGUCUGAGCCGGCGAAAUGAGGCCUCUGGCACAGGCAGGGGCAAACACCAAAACCGAGAAAGUACCAAUUGACUCUUUUUGUGGUCUAAGCUUUGUAUAUGAAGACCAUUUUCAAUUUUUUGGAUCUUCUCUGGUUUGAAUUUAUAAACAUUUCUAAUCAUGCUGUUGUACCUUUCAUUUUCCCAGAUUCUAAAUCUUCCUUUUUGUUUGAAAAUCGCGGCUGCGCUCCAUUCUGCACCCUUCCUCACUCCAGUGGUGUGCCUUGAGGCCCACCACUUUGCACUAGUUGUCCAAAAAGUGGUCGGUACCUUUUAUUUUCCCAGACACUAAGUCUUCAUCGUGGCAAUCUGCUACUCCGCAGGCUGUUCCUUUCAUGUCAGUUCACCCAAAUGUCUCCAUCCCUGUGCUAACCAAGCCUGCAGGUUCUGUGCUCCUUGAUCAUGUUGCUGCUGUCAAAUUGGUAAUUCGGCCGAGGUAAUGAAAGUAAAGCACCAAUAUCGUGGUAGCUGGCUGAAGGUGGAAACUCAGCAAAAAAAGGGCAACAUCAACGUUAUAAGAACAUCUUUUAAGUAUUGUUGAGGCUGGAUCAUUAAUGUUUAGAUGCUACACUCCAACUGUGAACUGGUAGAAUUUGAUGUUACUGUUUUAGCCCUUGGCACUUGGUCAAAAGCAUGAUCCUGCAGUCAUUCUGAUGGUGGGAGUCAGGGAUCCAUCUCGUCCCUUGACUGGACUGAGGGCGUUUCAUGAUUUUUGCCUUUCUUUCAUGAGAUGUGGGUGCCACUGGCUAACUCAGUACUUACUGCCCAUGAGAGCUAUUGAAAGUGAGCUAUAUCGGCCAUGGGUCUGAGAGUCACAUGUAGGCCAAGACCGGGUAAGGACAGUAGAUUUCCCACCCCAAAGGUCAUGAGUGAACGAGAUAUGGUUUUCACAACAAUCAAUAAUGGUGUCAUGGUCACCAUUAAUAAGACCAACGUUUUUUCCCCCACAUUAAUUAGCUCAAUUUAAAUUGACCCAAAUGGAUUUGAACCCAUGACCUGAGACCAUUAGCCUGGGACUUUGUGGGUAGUUAAGAGUCAAAUCACAUUGGCUGUGGAUCUGGAGUCACAUGUAGGUGCAGAUCAGGUGAGGAU
Molecule: messenger RNA, 4843 nt
Organism: Chiloscyllium plagiosum (whitespotted bambooshark)
Lineage: Eukaryota; Metazoa; Chordata; Chondrichthyes; Orectolobiformes; Hemiscylliidae
Product: rho guanine nucleotide exchange factor 25-like
Biological process (GO): axon guidance
Cellular component (GO): extrinsic component of membrane; cytoplasm
Molecular function (GO): guanyl-nucleotide exchange factor activity
Source: RefSeq, a predicted model, not a curated record